AGAUCCACAACAACCAAAAGUCUCAGAUCUCCAGCUCCACCGCCCCUCCUCCGUCCGAUUCCUCCGCCGCCGUCCUCCUCCGCCGCCUCCUCCUCCCGCUCGUCGUCGGCGUUUGCUGCUUCCCGCGUCGCCGCCGUGAUCCGCGGAGGGCCGUCCUCCUCGGCUGGGGCGCGAUCUUCCUAGGUCCGAGGUCCCUCUUCCCCCGGGCGGUGCGGGCCGCGCCAAUUCGGGAUCUGGUUCGGGGGGCGGGUUCCCAAUCUGGAUUCCAUCAUGAAUCCCUUCUCCUCCGGAACGCGUCUCAGGGACAUGAUCCGGUCAAUACGUGCCUGCAAAACUGCUGCAGAAGAGCGUGCUGUCGUAAGAAAAGAAUGUGCGGCGAUACGGGCUGCAAUCAAUGAAAAUGACCAGGAUUAUAGACACCGCAACCUGGCAAAGCUCAUGUUCAUUCACAUGCUUGGUUACCCAACACACUUUGGUCAAAUGGAGUGCCUUAAGUUGAUUGCAUCUGCUGGCUUUCCUGAGAAGAGGAUUGGUUAUCUCGGCUUGAUGUUGCUUCUUGAUGAGAGACAAGAAGUUCUCAUGCUGGUGACUAAUUCAUUGAAACAAGACCUAAAUCACACUAACCAGUAUAUAGUGGGACUUGCGCUUUGUGCUCUUGGAAAUAUAUGUUCAGCAGAAAUGGCGCGAGAUCUUGCACCAGAAGUUGAGAGGUUACUGCAGUUUCGAGAUCCAAACAUUAGGAAAAAGGCAGCAUUAUGCUCCAUAAGGAUUAUCAAGAAAGUUCCUGACCUUGCUGAGAAUUUCAUAAAUCCUACUGCUGCGCUACUUAAAGAAAAGCAUCAUGGAGUUUUGAUUACUGGAGUUCAACUCUGUACAGAUCUAUGUAAAGUCAGCUCUGAAGCACUUGAAUACUUCAGAAAGAAAUGCACUGAGGUUUUAGUAAAAACUCUGAAGGAUGUCGCAAAUAGUCCAUAUGCACCAGAGUAUGAUGUUGGUGGCAUUACAGACCCUUUCCUCCAUAUCAGAUUACUCAAGUGUUUGCGAGUAUUGGGGCAAGGAGAUGCUGAUGCCAGUGACAGUAUGAAUGACAUACUAGCUCAGGUGGCCACCAAAACAGAGUCGAACAAAAAUGCUGGCAAUGCUAUUUUGUAUGAAUGCGUGGAGACUAUCAUGAGCAUUGAAGAUAAUGGUGGCUUACGUGUGCUGGCCAUAAAUAUCUUAGGAAGAUUCUUGUCAAAUCGCGACAACAAUAUCAGAUACGUUGCAUUAAAUAUGCUGAUGAAAGCUAUUUCAGUGGAUGCUCAAGCUGUUCAGAGGCAUCGAGCAACAAUCUUGGAAUGUGUCAAGGAUUCUGAUGCUUCGAUUCGGAAAAGGGCACUUGAACUUGUUUAUCUGUUGAUAAAUGAGAGUAAUGUGAAGCCUCUCACAAAAGAGCUUAUUGAUUACCUGGAAGUAAGUGAUCAGGAAUUCAAAGGAGAUCUUACGGCCAAAAUCUGCUCUAUUGUAGAAAAGUUCUCUCCUGAAAAAAUCUGGUACAUCGAUCAAAUGUUGAAGGUUCUGUCCGAGGCUGGAAACUUUGUAAAAGAUGAAGUAUGCCAUGCCCUUAUUGUGGUGAUAAGUAAUGCAACUGAUCUCCAUGGAUAUACAGUUAGGGCGUUAUAUAGAGCAUUCCAGGCAUCAUCAGAACAGGAAUCUCUAGUUCGGGUUGCAGUCUGGUGCAUCGGAGAAUAUGGUGAUAUGUUGGUAAAAAAUGUCGGGAUGCUUGAUGUAGAGGAUCCAAUAACUGUGACAGAGUCUGAUGCUGUGGAUGUUGCGGAAAUUGCAAUUAAACGACAUACCUCAGAUCUCACAACUAAAGCAAUGGCCUUAAUUGCUUUGCUAAAGUUGUCUUCACGUUUUCCAUCUUGUUCAGAGAGGAUCAGGGAUAUAAUUGUUCAACAAAAAGGGAGCCUUGUCCUUGAAUUGCAGCAAAGAUCAAUCGAGUUCAACUCUAUACUCGAUAAACAUCGAAACAUUAGGUCUGCUCUGGUUGAAAGAAUGCCGGUUCUGGAUGAGGCCACUUUUAGUGGAAGAAGGGCUGCCUCUGUUCCAACAACUGUUUCACCCUCCACUGGAGCUUCUCUUAAAGUUCCAAAUGGAGUUGCCAAACCAACUGCAGCACCGCUGGUGGAUUUAGUAGAUCUUACUUCAGAUGAUGUCCCUGUUCCAAGUUCAUCCGGUGGUGAUUUCCUUCAUGAUAUUCUCGGUGUUGAUUUGUCACCAGCCUCAGCUCAUUCAGGUACGAGUCAGGCUGCAAAGAAUGACACGGAUGUUCUGUUGGGUAUUUUGUCUAUUGGAACGCCUCCGGCACAGAGCAGCUCAUUUACACCUGACAUAUUUUCUCCUAGCCAAAACCAGAAGACGCCAGUUGCCAGUCUGGAUGGCUUGUCAACACUUUCACCAGUGUCUACACGUGCAGCCUCCCCGCAAGCAGCUUCUCCUAUUAUAGACUUGUUGGAUGGCCUUGGACCCAGUCCACCAGUGCCUGAAAACAAUGGUCCAGCCUAUCCAUCCAUCGUUGCGUUUGAAAGCAGUUCCUUGAGAAUUAUGUUUGACUUUUCAAAGUCGCCUGGAAACCCGCAAAUUACAGUGAUUAAGGCAACUUUUACGAAUUUGUCAUCCAAUGUUUAUGCAGAUUUUGUUUUUCAGGCAGCAGUUCCGAAGUUUCUUCAGCUACAUUUAGAUCCAGCUAGUGGCAAUACUCUCCCUGCAAGUGGUAGUGGCACUGUCACACAAACUCUGAGAGUUACUAACAGCCAACAUGGAAAGAAAUCCCUUGUCAUGCGCAUAAGGAUUGCUUACAAGAUCAAUGGCAAAGAGGUUUUGGAGGAAGGCCAAAUCAACAACUUCCCACGUGGAUUGUGAGGAUGACCAAUUUUUCUGGAAAGGUUGAUGCUGGUUUUGUGUGCGCUGUUAUUUACUCAGACAAGAAGCCCCAACUUGUGUGAUUGUAGGACCGAUGCAACCUAAGGCUCAGUUCUUCAAUUCAGGUGCAUCCAUCCUUGCCUGUACUGGCUUGCAUCCAAUUUUUUCGAGCUUUUACUCAUGCCGAUGGUCUCUGGCCUUUUCCUCUUUCUCCUCUUUUUAUAUUAGUUACAAUUUUCUUCCCCCAAUAGCUGGUUUUGUAGAUUGUUACAGACUAUCUGUACAAAUAUGUGGGAACUGAAUGUUGCCCUCGAGGUGCAGAGAGGAACCUUUUGUGUCAUUUGGGGGAUUUGAGGUGCUGUUCUGCCUUUGCAAGCUCUAUUUUAUACCCUUUUUUGUUCCAAUAGAAGUGGCAAUGUAGUGUAUUCUUUUUUGUCAUCUUAAAACAGAUCUAGCUUUUGUCCAUCAUAUUUAAAUGAAGCGAUUCUUUAAGAUUCCAA
Messenger RNA from Syzygium oleosum, 3404 nucleotides. RefSeq names its product AP-1 complex subunit gamma-2-like. The transcript is spliced from 18 exons. Gene Ontology annotation, molecular function: clathrin-cargo adaptor activity. Gene Ontology annotation, biological process: receptor-mediated endocytosis; intracellular protein transport; Golgi to vacuole transport. Gene Ontology annotation, cellular component: Golgi apparatus; membrane coat; AP-1 adaptor complex. The record is from RefSeq and is a predicted model, not a curated record. Lineage: Eukaryota; Viridiplantae; Streptophyta; Magnoliopsida; Myrtales; Myrtaceae. Bases 271 to 2904 code for a protein of 877 amino acids.